UCAGAACCUUGGAUCCAGGAACAAUUCACCAACUCAGCAAGCAUCUUUCCAGCGAUGAAAGCUUUAGAGGAAGAACUACGACGAAUGAAAGAAAAAGAAGAGAUGUUCGUGGAGAAAUUGAUCAAAGCAACAAAAAACGAAGAAGAUUUAAAAAACAAUCUGAUACGGUUAUCUCAAGAACUGCUGGCAAAUAAUGUACUUAAAGAUCGGUUAAAACUUACACACAACACACAAGAAAAUUUUGACUUACCUACUAUCUUUGUUGUCACGCCGACGUUCAAACGUUUUGUGCAAAAGGCUGAAUUAACACGACUAUCACAAGCUUUUAAGUCUGUCAAGAACUUACACUGGAUUGUAGUGGAAGAUUCUGGGGAUAAAACAAACUUAGUAGCUAAUUUUCUGCGGAAUUCACGUUUGAAAUAUACGCGUCUAAAUGUAAGGACCCCAGAUACUCUUCGAAGACAAAAAAACGAAAAGCGACGGUCCAAGCCACGUGGGGUGGUACAGAGGAACAUUGGAAUUCAGUGGAUAAGAAACAACAUUGAUCCUCACAGGACCCCUGGUGUGGUAUAUUUUGCGGAUGAUGAUAAUACGUAUGAUAGCCGCAUCUUUGAUGAGGUUUGUUGACUGAAUAGGUUAUAUACUCUUCCCCUAUAUGAUCGUACUUGUUACUAGUCCAGACUCGCACUCAGUCGCCACUUAUUUGUCCUGGAAAAGGAAUACGCAAAGGAAACUUAAAGCGCGCAAAAAUGCUUGGGAAGGAGGGAGAAAAAGUGUUUCGCCAGUUUUACUCCCUUCCUUCCUUCCCUUGAUACACCGCGAAUUCAUUAAGCCAUUAAUCACAUGUAGGGCUAAUAUAGAGAAGCUGAUUGGGUACGAGUCAGUUACUAGUUCAGAUUUAUACCUACAUACCGACUUACCUAUAGAGUUACAGGAGACUGAUGGGCCUAAGACUAUUAAACGUGCACACGGAACAUCCUGCAUGAUGCUAGGAUUGAAAAAUUGCUACUUAUCCGGAAUGCAUUGCCUGCCACGCAGGGGAAAAUUUGAGGUCGCUCAAGAAAAUCUCGGCCACCUCGCAUAACUUUCACAAGAAAUACCCAGAAUUUCUCUCUUUGUUUAAUACAAAAAUAAUUCGGACUCGUUACAGUGUCAAAGCAAAAAAACUUCACAGUCACAGCUUUUUUCCACAAAACAAUAAGAACUUUACCUGUCUGCUCUUUUUUAUGCCUUUUGUAACAAGGUUAAUGACCGCCCCAAUCAUGAAGAUGAAGGAAGAUUGCAAGUUUAUUGUUGCUGCUGUUUUGCUUUGUGUCCAGCGGUCACAUAACUUGUUUUUUAUUCUUAGAUGCGCUGGAUCAAAGGUGUUGGUGUUUGGCCUGUAGCCUUUACUGGAGCUGUCCGUUGGGCAGGUCCCGUAUGUAAAGAUGGACAGGUCAUUGGUUUCCACGCGAAGUGGGGUUUGUUUCGUCCAUUCCCUAUCGACAUGGCGGCUUUUGCAAUAAAUAUCAAGAAGCUUUUAAUAGAUUUCCCGAAAGCUGAGUUUCUCUCUCCUGAAAAAGCGGGAAUGUUGGAGUCUUCUUUGUUGACUCAAAUAACAACAAUCGAUGAACUGGAACCUGUUACGCCAAACUGUAGCAAGGUAAACAAAGUUAGUACAUAAUAGUUGGUAAAUAAUAAUAAUAAAUAAAUAAGUGAAUCAAGUUGACACUCUAAAAUAAUUUAUAAUGGUAAUAAGACCGAGUGGAGUGCAAUUCAGUUUGUAAUCGCACGAGUGAUUGACAAAAUCGGACGACCACGUACCCUGGGUACCAGAGAUUUUUUCUCGCGUGUGACGGGGAGCUUCGGCGGCCGCAGGCCGACAUGUCUUUGGCCUUCGGAAACCGCGCAUGAAAAGUCUCUGGCACCCAGGGUAACGACCGCGUAGCGGGAGUCCUAUUUGUUACAGACCGAAUUGGAUGACAGGCAGUCCUGUUACCAAUUAAUCUUAACCAUUACAAGUCCGAGAAAACAAAUGCAUUCUUUUUUGUGAAAGAGCUUUAAUACCAAUUAAUGUCCAAACUUAGGGAAAAUAUCACUGGCAGGGACACUGUCUAUGUUACAAAUUCGUCCAUUUUAGAAAAUCCCCAGUUUGAUAGGGCAGGUGGUUGUUGUUAUGGUUAUUGUGAUAACGUCUGCGAUUGGUGGAUCAUGAUUGGCUGUUGUAACUGUCCGAUUACUGCCCUACACAAUAAUUGGUUAAAAAUAAAGCAGUUAAUAAAAUUUGUGGAAAUUGUAAUGUUAUGAUUAACUGCGCAAUACGCUUUCCUAUUUUUACCUAUUUUCCUUUAUACUUGAGGAAGUUGAAGUCAAAGUUAAAAAUACUGAAUGUGUUUCAUUCCUUGUCAGGUCUAUGUUUGGCACACCAGGACAGAGGUACCAAAGGACAGUAUUAUAGGAGAGAGAAGAAUGAUAAAGCAAGGCACACCAUCGGAUAAUAAUAGAGAAACCUAG
This is a messenger RNA of Porites lobata, 2493 nucleotides long. Lineage: Eukaryota; Metazoa; Cnidaria; Anthozoa; Scleractinia; Poritidae. The record is from the annotation of a GenBank genome assembly.